Blastomyces dermatitidis ER-3 is the source of this 1834-nucleotide messenger RNA. Its product is annotated as HIT finger domain-containing protein. The record is from RefSeq and is a predicted model, not a curated record. Bases 41 to 1384 code for a protein of 447 amino acids. The transcript has 3 exons. Gene Ontology annotation, biological process: box C/D snoRNP assembly; snoRNA localization; maturation of LSU-rRNA from tricistronic rRNA transcript (SSU-rRNA, 5.8S rRNA, LSU-rRNA). Gene Ontology annotation, cellular component: nucleus; pre-snoRNP complex. NCBI's taxonomy places the organism in Eukaryota, Fungi, Ascomycota, Eurotiomycetes, Onygenales, Ajellomycetaceae.
CAUAUCUAGAGCUCGGGGCUAUGUACUGACCUUCCACAAUAUGUCUAAAUCCAAGGAAUUAUCGCUUAGCGAUCUAUGUACUAUCUGCCGCAUCAAUGAACCCAAAUACAAAUGUCCCCGCUGCUCGACCCCAACCUGCUCACUCGCAUGCAGUAAGCGCCAUAAACUAUGGUCUCAGUGCUCUGGGGUGCGCGACCCAGCAGCCUAUCUAAAACGUAAGGAGCUUGCGACGCCCGUGGCCUUUGAUAAGGAUUUCAACUUUCUUAGCGGGAUUGAGAGAUAUGUUGAGCGAGCGGAGAGGGAUGCGGAGAAUAGGGGGAUUGCGUUGGCUAGGGUGGAUGGUGAUGGUGAUGGUAAUGAUGAUAAUGAUGGUGAUAGCUGGAAGAGGCAGCGAGGGAAGAAGCAGACAGAGCCUGUAAAGAAAGGGGAGGUGGGUUUGAUGAGGGGGGUUGAGAUUGCCGGAGUAAAGGUGGUUAGGGCACCGAGGGGAAUGUCGAGAGAGAAACAGAAUAUGUCCCAUUGGCAUAAGAAACAUAAAUGCCUAAACUGGACGAUUGAAUGGAUACUAGCCGACGACAGCCAGAGCCAAAAGGCCAUCAGCAAGUGUCUCGAGUCAACAGCCGUCGCUACAGCCUUCUCUAGAACGUCCCUCUCAAAACAGAUUGGUGCAGAGAAAAACACAACCUCCCCACCAGCGAAGAAACGGAAACUGGAUUCCGAAGCCAUUCCACGGCCCUCGCCAUCUGCGACCCAAAACACAAACAUGAACAUAAACAUAAACUCCCUUUCGUCAGAAACCCAUGCCACCACAUCCUGCAGCCAAACACCCCUAUCCCGCACAGUAUGCCCAGAGACAAAAUCAACCCCCAACCCGACUCAGAAUUCCACCAGCAACGCAGAGGAGCGCACGAAGCCUGGAAACGAAAUCCAUGCUACCACUGCCUCCGUAGCCAAUGGUGAUGGCACUACCAAUCCACGCACUAAUCCACCAUCCAAUGAACCCCUAUCCCAACAACACAAACAGCAACAUCACUUCUAUCUCCACCGCCCUCAAUCCCGCUCAAAGCUACCUGUGCUCAUCCCGCUUACGGGAUCAGCCACAAUCACAGACGCUCUACGGAAUCGUAGCGUGCUGGAAUUUCCCACUUUCUACGUCCUCCCGUGGGCAGCUAGUGGGUUGCCAGCGGACAGGUUCAUGCUGGAGGAGGUGUAUUUGAGAGAGAAUGGGGAUGGUAGUAGUGGAGAUGGGUUGGAAGGGGUCGAGGAGGAGGAGGAGGAGGAGGAAGGGGUAGAGGGAGGAGAUGGGGCUGAUGUUUUUCAGGGUGUUGAUGAGAAGAAGGUGUUGGAGGUUUUGUGCAAGGAUUUGGAGGUGGGAGGAGGGUAAGGGUUGUUUGGGGAUGGGAGGUGUCAAGUGCCACCCCUUCCAGAUCUAUAGGUGUAGUUUAUUUAAUUCGGUGACAUACGGUGUAUGUGCAUCCUAUAUACAAUCAUACGAUUUACCGCCAUAAUAAACAUUUUUAGUCCGGAUUAUGGUGCCGAGUUGUGAAUAUCAAUGGGUACGUGGUUACCUCGUCAUGGUGGAAGGAGAAAGGUGUGUGUAGGAGUAUAGUAAAAAAUGCUCCCGCGGAUAAGAUAUCUCUCCAUCAGUAGUCAAGUAGAUACAGAGACCUUAUCAAGGUUGGAAAUUUAGAGCAAGUACGGGAUGUAAUAGGAUAUUCAUCAUUAGGUAUCCAUGCAUCACUCUAUAGCACAUUUGACAGUACGUAAGAAACAAAACAGUAUGUAUCUAUCAAUUCCCUCGCAAAAGAAAAAUCCCAAACCGCCCCAGACUGAG